Oncorhynchus masou masou (cherry salmon) is the source of this 7831-nucleotide messenger RNA. It is a transcript of the gene mapk8ip2, whose product is annotated as mitogen-activated protein kinase 8 interacting protein 2. Bases 340 to 4266 code for a protein of 1308 amino acids. Lineage: Eukaryota; Metazoa; Chordata; Actinopteri; Salmoniformes; Salmonidae. Gene Ontology annotation, molecular function: JUN kinase binding; MAP kinase scaffold activity. Gene Ontology annotation, cellular component: cytoplasm. The record is from RefSeq and is a predicted model, not a curated record. The transcript is spliced from 14 exons. Gene Ontology annotation, biological process: JNK cascade; regulation of JNK cascade.
CAGCGGACUGCGGGUGUGUGGCUGGUCUGGCGGCAUCGGGAAAAGAUAGGGCUUUUUUGUGUGAUUACCGCAGUGUUGUUCUUUUUCUCUGCUGUUUUCAGGCUGUAGAGUGGAUAGCAGCUCAAGGUAAAUGUGAUGGUGAUGCUGAGUACGCGUAUCUGAUUUGACUAGAUCGAGGUCACGGGGAUCUGUAACAGCGUGGCGGUAGGAUAGAGGGAGGGAGAGCGAAAGAAACUGGUCUGUCCGUGACUGUGUCCGUCUGUCGCGCGCUCCGUGGUUGUGAAUGGACUGCUCCCUCUGUGAUUCUCUGCAGUCACUUUGAGCCGUUUUUGGAGGAAGAUGGCGGACAGGGCUGAGAUGUUUUCCCUCUCCACCUUCCACUCCCUCACUCCUCCAGGCUGCAGACCUUCCCAUGACAUUAGUCUCGAGGAGUUUGAUGAUGAGGAUCUGUCUGAAAUCACAGACGACUGUGGAAUAGGACUCAACUAUGACUCUGAUCCCUAUGAAAAGGACUGUCUGAUUCUGGAGAAGAGCGAUAUGCACCACCCUGUCUGCUCCUUCCAGGACGACUUCCAGGAGUUUGAGAUGAUCGAUGAUGAGGAUGAGGAGGAGGAGGAAGAGGAAGAUGAAGACGAGGUGGAUCCUGACGCUCCUCCCUCCCCCACCGCUUCCCCUCCUUCAUCCCCCACCCUUGUCACGCUGAAGAGCCGGCCAACCACCCUCAACCUCACCACCACUGUCUCACAGGACUCACUGAACAACAACAGCAGUCUUUCUCCAAAGAAGGGCAGCUGGCAGGACUCUCUACGCAACCCUAACUCACAGGGCCGUCUGUCUCCAACCCACUCUUGUCUGGAGGAUGGGAGUCACGUGAUGGGCCAAUGCCCCUCCCAACCAGCCCCCCAGGCCCCAGGGUCCCAGAGCAAAGGUACUCCCCCCAAACAGGCAGGGGAGGGCGCCUACCCCCAGUCCCCUCGCAGGCCCCUCCUUUGCGACAUGGAAGGCAACAGACGGGAGAGGCCUGAAUACGGCUCCUUCGGUCAACACAAGUCUCACCCGGGCUCUAAUGAGGUCAUUAACUCCUCAGCUGACCCUCUGAUCUUCAGAGUUCCAUCCCUGGAUGACCAAUCCCAAUGCUCUGACACUGAGGUUGACCACGACCUCAACAGCGCUGACCACAACCACAAACUUUCACGGUCCUGCACGUCCACUCAGCGACGUGCCACCGACACCUACACGGUCACCACUGAGUCAGGCCUAGACCCGGAACUGGAGAACGAUCCAGACGGGACCAGCCGAUGCCUGUCCUCCACUGCUCCCAUUGGGGGGAAUGAUGGAGCUGACACCCCUCUGUCAGAUGAGGAGCUGGAGAAAGAUUUUGACGUAGAGUUUAUGUGUAAGGAGACUUAUGACAUGGUGUGUAAGGAGAACCAGAGCUCAGUCUAUGUUGAGUUCCCCUCCAUCGAGCCCUCUGAGCUGGCUUCCUUCUCCAGCUACAUGUCAUCAAGCCGCUCUGAUGUUCUCGACCAAUCCCGAAGCACUAAUCAGAGCCAGCGUCCAGGUGCAGCUAUUGAGGUGGCCAAUGACUCCAACUCUCCAUCCUCGGACCCGGGCAUUGCUGACAUGAAUGCCAAGCGGUGCUACACCACCUCAGACCAAGACCAGGACCUGAGCUCUCCCGGGUCAGACUCAGACAUCGAAGGGGAGCUUGAGGCAGCAUUCGCCUGCGGAGGACCCCUGGUCUCCAACAUGAUCUCUUCCAUCUCAGAGACAGAGCUGGACCUGACCAGUGAUGACAGUAGUAGUGGACGCUCCUCCCACCUCACCAACUCCAUCGAGGAGGCCAGUUCACCCACCUCCGACCAGGAACUGGACCCGGACACCGAGUUAGAACAGGACAGUGGAAUUGUGGGAAUGAAGGUAUCACUCCUCCUUGGCCAGCCGGACCCCAUCAAAGAGGACUCACCCUUACCCUCACCUUCACAACUUUUCUCCUCAACCCUGGCCACCCCCUCUCCUGCUGACUCCCUCGUCCUACCUCCAGAGCCCUAUGAUGACGGCCAGGCUCUGAUGGGCCUACAAAGUGUAGAUGAUGAUGAUGAUAAUGACUUGCCCUAUGAGCACCAGGCCGACCCAGAUGAGACCCUGCCCCCAGCCCAGCACUGUGAAGACAGCAUGUCCAGACAGAUGGUCCUCCAGAUAGAACCAGACCACAGCCUGGAGAGCUUCAAACGCUCAUUCUACCUGCCAGUAGGACCAAGACUCAUACCCACCCAUGCUGAUGACUACGAUGGGAACAGUGAGGGAGGGUCUGAGUCAGAGAGCGAGGAUGAGCUGAGCGAGAAUUCAGACUCACCUUGGUUGCUAAGCAACCUGGUGAACAAGAUGAUCUCGGAGGGGUCUUAUCCAAUCAGCUGUCCUGAGGACUGUUUCAAGAGGUCAGUGUCCAUCUCGGACACCAUCUCACCCUCCUCGGACAUCGAGCCAGACGCGUUCACCGAAGCCACGGACGAACAAAUGCAGAAUUCUGGGACGAAGAGAUCAGAGGAGGAGGAUAAAGAAGGGACGGGCCUGAGGAAGGAAGGGAAGGAUAGAGAUAAGAGGGAGAAGAGUGCAGAGCCACCCAAAGGGAAUGCAGGGAAAGCAAACGAAAGAUUCGGCUCCUGUCUGUACAUGAACAAUCCUACAGCUGACACCAUCAGACCGGUGAUCGUGGAGCGCUAUGGCAACAGGAUAUCCACAGACAACAACCACACUCAGGACUCUGAGAAAGACACCAGCCCUAAAUCUGGAAAAAACACCAAGAAGAAGGAUGAGGAAAUUGAUGUUAUUGUGGAGCCUGAUAACGACCUGAUGAUGCUGGAGGGGAGGAAGGACCUGGACUCUCCCAGUCUGAGUGACAGCGUAGCGAGUGACAAGGACGAAGGCCGCGAGAUGGAGGCCAAGCCCACCGGACGCUCUACGGCCUCCCUGGAACGCAUCACCACGGUCAAACACAGCAUGACGCUGGACAUCCCCACUGCCCAGACCAACCGAUGCUUCAGCCUCACCUACUCCACCGACAACGAUGAGGAAGAGGAGGAGGAAGAGGAAGGAGACUGCUCCCCGUUCCUGAGCUGCCUGAGGAAGCAGUCAUCCUAUCGUGGCAGCAAUCAAUAUCUGGACAGCUCCCCGCCUAUCGAUGAGAGCGUCCGGGACCCCCUGUCAAAGCAGGACCCCCCCCUGCAGGCCCUGCGGUCCAGGCCAGAUGAUGAUGGUCUGGCGUACGACUCCAUGAAGUACACUCUGGUGGUGGAUGAGAACACGACACUGGAGCUGGUCAGCCUCAGGCGAUGUACCUCAGUGCUGAGUGACGACAGUGAGCUGUCUACACUGUGUGAUGAUGACCCUCUUGGGACGGGGGAGGUGGGAAACGGCCAGGGGAAUGGAGGGGUGCAGCCAGAACUCCUCAGCUCGUCAGAAGACUCCUCCCCUGAGGCUGACAUGCAUUUCUCCAAGAAGUUCCUCAAUGUGUUUGUCAACAGCACCUCUCGAUCCUCCAGCACAGAGUCGUUUGGGCUGUUCUCCUGUACCAUCAAUGGAGAAGAGCGGGACCAGACACACAGGGCUGUCUACAGGUUUAUCCCCAGACAUGUGGAUGAGUUGGAGCUGGAUGUGGACGACCCUCUAUAUGUCGAGGAAGAGGAGGAUGACUACUGGUACAGAGGCUACAACAUGCGGACGGGAGAGAGGGGGAUAUUCCCAGCCUUCUACGCCCAUGAGGUCAUAGGGCAGUCCAAGGAGAUAAUGGGAAUGAAGAGGAACCCAGCCUGGAUGGACAGUUUCAGUGUUCAGUUCCUGGGUUCUGUGGAGGUGCCCUAUCACCAAGGCAAUGGCAUCCUCUGUGCUGCCAUGCAAAAGAUUGCGAUAGCGAGGAAGCGGACAGUCCAUUUGCGGCCCCCCUCUCUGUGUGAGCUAGAGAUCAGUCUACAAGGGGUUAAACUGGUGAUGAGCCUGGAGGAUGAAUAUGACACUAUGGAUGAGUUUGACAGAUGUAGUCACUUCUUCCAGAUGAAGAACAUCUCUUUCUGUGGAUGCCAUCCAAAAAACAAUUGCUACUUUGGCUUCAUCACUAAGCACCCCAUGCUGAACAGGUUUGCCUGCCACGUCUUCGUCUCCCAGGAGUCAAUGCGGCGUGUGGCCGAGAGUGUUGGACGGGCUUUCCAGGAGUAUUACCAGGAGCACCUGGAGUAUGCCUGCCCCACCGAAGACAUCUACCUGGAGUAGAGCAGGCAGGAAGCAGGAAAUGUUGCCAUGACAACAGUCUUCUCUUCUUCUUCCUGCUGCUGCUUGUAUGUUUAUCAAUUUCAAUCACCAGAGGACGCUGGUGGGUCUUCUUCUCUCCAUUGCAAAAAAUACCCCUAUAUCUCUCUCUGAAACUGACAUGUUCAUUUCAGUUCUACAGUAUGCUAUAUGUUUUAUUUAUUGAUUAAUUUGUUUGUUUAUUUUCCCUCUUCUAGAUGGAUUGCCUGUUUAUUUUACCUUUUGUUUUCUAUGAUACAGUUAUAGAAAUAAGGGUCAUGGCACCUGUUAUUUUAGAUAUGACAUAUUAUAUUCCUACUACUGCUAUUUCACAUGUUCGAAUGCAUGGUUAGGAGGGUAAUGCACACACAGAGCUAUUAGGACACUAAUCCAGCUCAACAUUGAAUAGGACCUGGAUCAUAUUAUUUGGUCAGAUAUGGUUUUGGUGUAAAUAUACACUACCGUUCAAAAGUUUGGGGUGACAUUUUUUUGUCCAUUAAAAUAACACCAAAUUGAUCAGAAAUACAGUGUAGACAUUGUUAAAGUUGUAAAUUGCUAUUGUAGCUGGAAACUGAGUAUUUUUUGUAUGGAAUCUACAUAGGCGUACAGCGGCCUAUUAUCAGCAACCAUCACUCCUAUGUUCAAAGGCGCGUUGUGUUAGCUAAUCCAAGUUUAUCAUUUUAUAAGGCUAAUUGAUGAUUAGAAAACCCUUUUGCAAUAAUGUUAGCACAUUUCCAGCUGAAAACUGCCUAGAAGGCCAGCAUCCCGGAGUCACCUCUUCACUGUUGACAUUGAGACUGGUGUUUUGCGGGUACUAUUUAAUGAAGCUGCCAGUUGAGGAGUCUGUUUCUCAAACUACACACACUAGUCAUCUUGCUCAAGUGUGCACCGGGGCCUCCCACUCCUCUUUAAAGUUAGAGACAGUUUGCACCGUUCUGUGAAGGGAGUAGUACACAGCGUUGUAUGAGAUCUUCUGUUUCUUGGUAAUUGCUCCCAUGGAAUAGCCUUCAUUUCUCAGAACAAGAAUAGACUGAUGAGUUUCAGAAGAAAGUUCUUUGUUUCCAGCCGUUUUGAACCUGUAAUCAAACCCAUAAAUGCCGAUGCUCCAGAUACUCAACUAGUCUAAAAGGCCAGUUUUAUUGCUUCUUUUAUCAGGACAACAGUUUUCAGCUGUGCUAACAUAAUUGCAAAAGGGUUUUCUAAUGAUCAAUUAGCCUUUUAAAAUGAUAAACUUGGAUUAGUUAAACGCAAUGUGCCAUUGGAACAUAGGAGUGAUGGUUGCUGAUAAUGGGCCUCUGUACACAUUCCAUAAGAAAAUCAGCUGUUUCCAGCUACAAUAGUCAUUUAUAACAUUAACAAUGUCUACACUGUAUUUCUGAUCAAUUUUAUAUUUUUAUGGGAAAAAAAUAAUUUUCUUUCAAAAAUGUCUAAGUGACUCAAACUUUUGAACGGAGGUGUAUAUUUGUUCAAUAUCGACAAACUGCUUUUCGACUGGUAGUGAGAUUGAAGCGAAGUAGAGCAGUUAUCUGACUUGGUCCGAGCUAACCCCUGUACCGUAUGAGACAUUGUGUUCUGUAAAUAUAUGGAUAGGCAGUAGAGAAAUACAGACACCUCAUGCAUAUAAACUAUGUAAGUAGCAUCCACAACCAAUAAUCAAACAGGAGGAAGACAAAGAAAAUGAAAUGGGAAGAUGUUUUAGCCCAGUGUUUAUCAAAGAGUGGGUCGGGAACCAGAGAACUUAUCCUUUAACUGGUUUGUUCUGUGGCUUAUGCCUGGUUACAUGUCCCUUCCCCUAGCUUAUUUGAUGUCCAAGAUUUUGAAAUACAUAGUUUUGAAAUUUGUUGGCGUCAGAUCAGAAAGAAGUUGCAGUAGUCAUCUCUCAUUGGAAAAUAACUCCUCUCAUCAAAUCUCCAGCGGAGUGUUAGGAAGAGGUUGCUAUGGAAACUGGGGUGAUAACUGUCAGCGCUUUGGGAACAGAGCGAGAAGAAAAAUUAUUUAGCUUCUGGACUUCGAAUGGUGUAAAUACAACAAUAUCAAAAUGACCAGUUAUAUUCCUUUCCAUCUUAUCCAACAGUGAAGUGUCCUGAUGUACUACACCAUGUUUAGAGAUCAUCAAUAUCAGGUCGAGGACAGGAGAAGCCACAAUUCCACGGUUCUGAUAGUUCAACACUACUCCCUCACAGGAAACACUAUUGUACAGGUGUGUCGUUCUGUUUAAGUUGACGAGUACACUGAGAAUAAGGCCACAGUAAGGACAUGAGAUAGAUAAUGCUUCGAAUUGAGUGGUGUGUCCCUCCACCUUCUCUUUGAGGUGGAUCAGGGUAGAGUUUAAGUUCAACUUUAUUUUUUUCUAUUUGGUCUGAGCAGUACAGUUUAGAAGUUGAUUUUACAAUGUCUAAUGGCUCAUAUUCUGCAUAAGAAAUGACCCUUCCAAAUGUACUCCUUGAUUUCUCUGUUCAUAGGUAAGCCAAUAUACAGUACAUGGUUUGCUUACUUAUAGGACAUUAUACUUUUUAGUUGUCUUUUUCCAGUUCAAUUAGCAUACUGUAGACUACAGUGCAACAUCAAACAGAUGGGAGUAUAGAGAAGUGGAGAACACAGAAUGAAUUGAAAUAACAGGCAUCCUACUGCAAUCCCCAAUAUCAGGUUGAGUACAGUAGCGUAGAUGAGGGGCUCGCUUCUAGACCCAGAUACACAUCAUCUACUGCUUUUACUCCUUCAACAAAUAUUAAACAGCAAAAAAAGGAGGGUAAUGUAGUCAAGAGCAUCAUUGAUCUGCUGGUGAUGAGUGGAGUCAUGGGACCUCCAUGGUGACCAGUUUAUCAUUAGUGACAGUGAGGAGUGUAUCGCUGUCAGUUAGAUCCUGUAAAUACUAUAAAGAGUGGAAAAGAUUGUGCUGUGUCCUUUACGUUAUGUAUGUUAUUGAAAUUAAAUAUUUAAAAUAAGAGAUUCAAAAAAGAUAACACAUGAAGACCAGUUGUUUUAUGAGUGUGCUACAUCAACCACUAAGGUGACAUUUUGGGUUCUUGCUAACUCAAACAUUCACCCCACAGACAGGCUUUAGCAACACCCUUUAGGCACAUGUGUCCCCUAAUGAUGAUGCCACAUAUGUAAUGUGUCACCUUUGAGAUUCAAUUGCUGGCCAAUCUGUUGAUAGAGCAGAGAAGUAGAGCUGAACCAAUUAAAAACAGCUUUCAGAGAGCCUGCUUUUAUACAGGAACCUAUCGCAUCUUGCCAAUAUAGCCCAUGGCUUUGAGCUCCAGACAUGCUCCAUCUCUUACCUGUACCAGUUUGUUUUGUUUUUCUGUCCUGUAAGAGCUUAGUUGAAGCCCUUCUAUCGUCCCUGAUAGAUACAGUACACCAAUCAACCCCCAAGGAUUCCCUAGUCCUGUAUAGCAGCUCAAACAUCCAGUUAACAGUUCAUCAAAACUUUGGACUUCAAUACAUAAACUAGAUUCUUCACUGUAUAACUAGAGCAUCAGUAUGUGACAAAUACAAAGUUAUCUUUAAAAAAUGAGGACUUGUACAAAUCUAAAAGUAAAAAAAUAAA